Vespa crabro (European hornet) is the source of this 4898-nucleotide messenger RNA. It is a transcript of the gene capt, whose product is annotated as adenylyl cyclase-associated protein 1. The transcript is spliced from 10 exons. Gene Ontology annotation, cellular component: cytoplasm. The record is from RefSeq and is a predicted model, not a curated record. Gene Ontology annotation, molecular function: actin binding; adenylate cyclase binding. Lineage: Eukaryota; Metazoa; Arthropoda; Insecta; Hymenoptera; Vespidae. Gene Ontology annotation, biological process: cytoskeleton organization; cell morphogenesis; regulation of adenylate cyclase activity. The coding region runs from base 1148 to 3478 and encodes 776 amino acids.
AAAAAGAGAGAGAGAGGGAGAGAGAGAGAGAGAGAGAGAGAGAUCUCUUCAACGGAGAAAGUGCAUUCUAUAUUUCUAGCGUUGUGAUUGGUGGUAUCGUCAGACAUAGUAAAAUUCCGAUCUCCUCUACGUACAUAUAUCGAGGACGCGUUCGCUGAGUUAGAGAAUAAAGGCGCAUGUGCGUAACGCUGACAUUUCCAAAGGCCGGCUCGGCGCAGUGCAACGAGAGAAAGAUAGAUAGAUAGACAUAUAUAUAUAUAUAUAUGUAGAGAGAGAGAGAGUCAGUACUUCCGGUAUCCGGCAAACGCCCCGAGAGUCUCUACCUAGAGUGUCCAGCCAUCUGGACGCUUUUUUUUUCUUAUACCGGUAAAGGUCGCGUACGCGUCAUUGUCAAAGAGUAUUAUCGUCGCUUCGAUCGCGUGGUGGACGCUGCCUAUUUCGUGGCUAAUAAUAUACACGUUGUACGAGAGAAACAGACAGAGAGAGAGAGAGAGAGAGAGAGAGAAAACCAUGUUGGACAACAUAAAAAGGAAAAUGUUUUGAUUAUUAAUCAACUAUAUUUAAACAUAUCAUCGAAGAAAAAGAAGAAGAAGAAGAAGAAGGAUAUUUUUCGGAUGAGGAUUAGGUUGAUGGUAAUCAGGGUGAUUCAAAUAUAGACAAAUACUUAGGUCGCUUUGCGCGUUGUGUAUCGAUAAUCGUUGAACAAAAGUUAAAUUUAGGUGAUCGGCUUGACCGUGUAUACGCUUCGUUGGUAAUUUUUUUUUCUCCGCGAGAAUCAAUCCCCUAGAAAAGUGACAGUGUCCAAAGGAAAUUAUCGAAGGAUAAUCGUGAUCAUCUAAUAGAAGAAUAUAUAGAAAGCUAUUUGCGUGCGUGGUAGUCACAGAUUAUUGGCCCGGUGGGAAUCGGAUGAAAGCUUUUCCGUAUCUCUUAUUUUCAUACAUUUUGUGUGACGUCGACAAAUAUAUACACAAUUUUGUUGUAUAAACAAACCGAAUAAUAGAACGAAAGAGAGGAAGAAGACAAAAAGACGGAGAGAGAUAGAUAGCUAAAGAGAGAGAGAGAGAGAGAGAGAGAGAGAGAGAGAGAGAGAGAGAGAGAGAGAGAGAGAGAGAGAGAGAGAGAGAGAGAAAGAUAGCGAUAAUCGACGAUGUUCAAAUGCUGCGUUUGCAACAAGAGUUCGAGGAAGGAAAAGGUAUUGGGCAAUGAAAUGACCAGCAAUAAAUCGUCGGGAAAUAAAGUCGGAGAUUCAUCGAUAAAAAUCGAAGACGAGAUGCGAGAAGAGAUGAAGGAGAAGGCUAACGGUGAGAUUCAGAGAUGCGAGAAGGAGGCAUCUUCUUUAUUGGAAAAUCACGUAGUUAGCUCGGAAAAAUUAACUACGGGUAAUGACGAGAAGGAGGGUAGGAUUGAAAAAGCUGAGAGAAUCGAGAAAGAUGAAGGUGGAAUGUUGGAAAACGAGGAAGGGGUGUUAGAGGAGACGGAUAGGGAACGAGACUCGAAAGGAACGACUAAGGGGACUGGAAACGCGGGGAAAGACGAGGAGGAGGAUGGUGGUGGUGAUAUCGGUGGCGUUGAAACGACGAUACCUUCUUCCGCUACUGGCAUCAAAGUCGUAGUUAAAUCAAAUCUUUACAAUGGAUCGGGUUAUAUUGAGCGAACGAUCGACGACGGUCCCGAGGAGGAAGGGGACGAUUCCGUUUUCGAAUCGUGCCCGAACGAGAACGAGAAUGAUAAUGAAAACGAAACGACUGGGAAAGCUACGACAGUUUCUGCGAUUCCACGUUGGCUGUCAGAAGAGGAAGAAGCUGAUCCGGGAUCGGAGGGAUGCAGCGGUAUGCAAGAACCCCCUGCUACUCCUGUAGCUCGCGACGAGCUUGCUCUAAGGCGACACAGGUUCUUCUCCGAUUUGCUACAGGCUACGCAGAAUUCCUCGGAGCACAGAGUGAGAUUCGACCCGCUAGGACCGAUGGUGCACGCCGGUUGCGAAGCAAACGACAGGGAAGAACAUUUGGAGGAUUUGGUGAAUCGACUUGAGAACGUAACUAAGCGAUUGGAGAGAGUACCGGCACAGUCUCCUAUAGCUCAAACUCAAGAAACCGCGGUGCAAACUAACACCCCGUCACCGAAGAAACCGCAAGCGGCGUCGACGAGAAACACAGCGGCGUCGCCUUUAUCCUCGCCCGAAAAAGCAUCGAUAAUUCGUUCGAUCAACGGCAGCGACAACAUGUCAAUAGCAGGAUACGAGAAUCUUUUGGCAGGAUCGGUGAAGGAAUAUCUUCAGUUGAGUCAAAAGAUUGGCGGGGAUGUAGCUACUCACAGUGAAAUGGUUGAGAAAGCUUUCCAAAUCCAACUAGGUUUCAUCCAAUUGGCUGCGUCUCGUUCGGCGCCGACGAAUCAAUCCGAACAAAUGUCUCUUCUUGCACCGACCUCGGCGCAGAUUCAACAGAUACAAGAAUUCAGCGAAAAGAACAGAAACUCGGCUUUCUUCAAUCAUCUCGCUGCUAUCAGCGGAAGUAUUCCAGCAUUGGGAUGGGUCGCGGUUUCGCCGACGCCAGCUCCUUACGUAAAGGAAAUGAACGAUGCCGGACAAUUUUACACCAAUCGCGUCUUAAAGGAUUGGAAAGAGAAAGACAAAACGCAUGUGGAUUGGUGUAAAGCGUGGGUACAAGCAUUGACCGAUCUUCAGCAAUACGUUCGACAACAUCAUACGACGGGAUUGGUAUGGGCCAAGUCUGGUUCUGCGCCAGUGGGGAUUCCACCACCACCACCACCGUCGAUGCCUUUGCCCGACGUCUCUGCUUUGAACGUCAGUGACGAUAGAAGUGCUCUCUUCGCUGAAAUUAAUCAAGGGGAAGGUAUCACCAAGAAUUUGAAGAAAGUCACGUCGGACAUGCAGACUCAUAAGAAUCCCUCUUUAAGAACCGGACCAGCUCCAUUCAAAGCUCCGGUUCUUGGCAACGCAGUACCAGCGAAAUCAGUACCACCUGCUAAUGUACCGAUCGAUAAACCUCCAGUAUUUACCAAAGAUGGUAAAAAAUGGCUUGUGGAAUAUCACAAGGGUAAUAAAGAUUUGCUCGUCGACAACGUCGAGAUGAACAACGUCGUGUACAUGUUCCGUUGCCAGGACAGUACAAUGGUCGUCAAAGGAAAAGUAAAUUCCAUCGUGAUGGAUUCUUGCCGCAAAUCAUCGGUCGUAUUUGACUCGGUCGUUUCGAGUAUCGAGUUCGUCAACUGCCAAAGUGUACAGAUGCAGGUACUCGGAAAGGUGCCAACUAUUUCGAUCGACAAGACGGACGGCUGUCAAAUGUAUCUCAAUUCGGAAUCAUUGGAUGUUGAGCUCAUAACUAGCAAGUCUAGCGAAAUGAAUGUCAUGGUGCCGAAAGGGAAUGGAGAUUACACGGAGUAUCCUGUUCCGGAACAAUUUAAAACGACCAUCAGUCCGAAGGGCCUCAGCACAAUUGCCGUCGAUUCACUCGGCUAAAAUCCCUAAUAACUCUAUUAAUCGUAGCCUAAAUAUCUUUCUAACAGUACGAUUCAUUAGAGGUAUCAUCGUUAAGGAAAUCAUCAAUUUAUUAUUAUUUAUUAUCUUCUCGAAUAAGGUAUCAUCGAGGUGAGAGUUUCGUGUUACGAUCGAGGGCUCGCAGAGGUGUGCGCGCGCCACGAAUUGAUUUAUAUCCAACGUAGAAUUGAUCCUUUCUUUCUUCCUUUCGAGAAACGCGAGAGAGAGACUAGAGGUAAUAGAUAAAUUCUCAUUUAAGAAUAAAAAGGAAAAAAAAAAAAGAAAAAAUAAACGAUGAAACGAAAGGAGCUACGACGCGUUCGCGUCCUUUGAAACAAAAAAAAAAAAAAGAACAAAAAGAAAAAGGAAAAAAAAGAUUUCGUCCCGACGAAAAACUUGAAUUUUUAUCGAAAAUACCAGGCUAUCGUCGAAAAUCAAAUUAUUAUUCGAAGCUUGAUGGAAAUUGUUGGGGGAAAAAAAAAAAAAAAGAAAAAAAGAAAGCGAGAGAAGAACGUAACCAAUUAACAGAAUUGAUAAUUGAGAUACGAGAACGUGUAGAUGAUGAUGAAACGUGGUAGUAAUGCUCGGGAUGAAUUCAAGUACGGUGUGGACAAAAGUUGUAGCAAUAUUCGAUCCGCACUUUUAUACAUUUACACAAUUUUAUAUGAUGGUAAUCGAACUUUUGUCCAGACCGAACGUCCAAAGUUCGAAUAUUUAUUAGCCGUGGAAUUGUUACUAUUCAGCCAUUAGGAGUGAGUUUUCGCGCGCUAGAAAUAUUUGCCAGUAUUAAAAAUAACUCGAAUUGCGAAGCCCGUGGCUCAUUUUUCAUACCAGCGCCAUAUUGAAAUAGUUGAUAAUCAAGUUGGCAUAUUACAACUUUUACAUUUUUCCAAGGCCAUCGAGAGAAGAUAGUUUUCGUUUAGCACCGGCUUGGCAUGUUCUUCCUUCGAGCGUAUAUAUUAUAUUCUUCUCCUCAUUACGUUUUUUCUACAUACACUCGUUCGAAAAUCGAAAACGGAAAGAAGAAGACAAAAGGAAAGGAAAGAAAAAAAGAAAAAAGACAAAAAAAAAAAGGAAAAGAAAAAAAAAGAAAGAAGAUAAUUAUUACACGAUAUUCGAUAAAAUAUUAUUCAAAUUUAAUUUAACGCUUCCUCGGAUAACUUUGUAAAUACGUUAUAUGACGCGUUAAUUGAAAAAUCUCGUUGUGUAUUCGGUCCCGAAAAGGAAUGGUCUUGAUGAAGAGCGCAAAAGAAUCGUUAACUCGAAUUUUAAUUCCAAAAGUGUACUGUUUAUCGUGACACAAAUUGCAUUGUGAUUUUUACCAUUCGGUAUAAUAUACUAAUCAUAAGUGUAAGUUAGUCAUUAGUUGUCUAAGCGUAUAAUAUAGUUUAGAUGACAACCA